Syzygium oleosum is the source of this 1491-nucleotide messenger RNA. RefSeq lists its product as uncharacterized. The record is from RefSeq and is a predicted model, not a curated record. Bases 393 to 1226 code for a protein of 277 amino acids. Lineage: Eukaryota; Viridiplantae; Streptophyta; Magnoliopsida; Myrtales; Myrtaceae. The transcript has 7 exons.
GCCAAAAUUUGUCAGAGGAAAAAGUCUUGAGAAUUCGAGGUAAGAGAAUCCACACUGAAUCUCCAGAGCCAUGCAAAUAACUGGUGGCCGAGAGCAGAUUCUCGCCCAAGAUCUUUGAUAGCUAUUGGGUCCAUCCGCUCCAACACUCCCUUUGUCUCGCCCCUCGUUUGGAUGAUGCUUGCUCGCGUGGAAAAGCACAGUUUGUCUUCGCAUAUCCCGUGUGAUGAGCUCGUCUCGUUCUUGACGAGAUUCUUUUCUGGAUAUGGAGAAAUUCAAGUCCUUAUCUGUCCAUGUUGCUGAACUUUGGUUUUGUUGAUUGUUCAAACUCUUGACAUGUUGGUUUCGUUAAUCUUAUCAGGUUUACAGUCAUCUGUUUUGGGAUGGAAUGCUGAAUGAAGAUUUAUCAUGGUACAACCAUGCUAACAGUAAUGGGCAGUGUUAGCAAUUAUCAGGCAGUUCCAAAGAAUCCGGUUCUGCGUGGGACCGUUUCAUGCAGAGCUAACCAUGUGAUUUGCUCCAAUAAAAGUGCAGUUUUCGUUCCUGUGAGGAGUACUAGUAACGUUUUGAAUUCUUCAUUUUCCGACAAAGGACGCACUCAACUUCAGACCCUUCACCAUGUGGCUUCGAAGAGAUGGCUAUGCCGACUGGGUGACUCCAGUUCGCUUGAUGAUGAAUAUCGUUCAUCCCGAAACAUAGCCAUCAGUCUCUUUAGGCGGUACAGGAAUGCUGUUGAUCGUGGAGGAGGUGACAACUUAAAAGAGUUCAUCAGUGCUGGGGUUAAUGCAUACGCACUCGGCUGCACCGACGAAGGAUUGAGGGACGAACUUAACGAUAUGAAGGAAUCUGGCAUCGAGAUUGAAGCAAUGCAAGCUUAUGGUGGAACCACCACUCUAAAAUCUAACAUCAUCUCUGAGGAGAUUGAUGAGUGCAUACUGUGGUUGAGCAUUAUAUUCAUUACCAUCUUGUGCACGCCACAACCAACAGUUGUUAGAUGGUCAUCUAUCCCGCCAGUGUCGGAAGAAAUACUACUCCAGUGGAAAGGAUUCUGUGCUGUCAUAGCAAAUGCGUAUUAUAUAAGGGGAAUGGCAUGGCUUCCAGUGAAAACUCUUCAACUGGAGCAGAUGGCUGUGAUGGGCCGUUCAGAAGAGCCAUCGGUAGUAGCUAGCAGAAUGCGUCUGGUGUUUAGUACGCUCGAGGUAGUGAGUCCACAGUGGCCAAGAGUCUAAGUGCUCCUGAUUGAGGUGUACUCAUUUUUCAAGCAUAUCAUCCCUUGUAAGAACUGUGUAGAUUUUAAGUUCAAUAAUGCUCAGUGACCCAGAAAUUUUCACUAGUCUUCGUGUAUAGUAAUGUGUAAUAAUUACGCAAAUCUGUGAAUAUGUUUUCCCAAAUAUUCGAGUCUAGGCCAUGCCAUCGUUCUUUUUAGCUUAUACAAAUGUUCAGAUUACCUUCGCAAUUAGAAGAUACAAGCUGAGUAUAUGACUUAUUACAUCA